Molecule: messenger RNA, 5213 nt
Organism: Linum trigynum
Lineage: Eukaryota; Viridiplantae; Streptophyta; Magnoliopsida; Malpighiales; Linaceae
Source: the annotation of a GenBank genome assembly
CGGUAGAUUGGGUUAACAUUUGACACAAAAUAAGCCAACCCAAUAUUGGCACGACUUGUGACGACCCGUAAACCGAGAUUCUCAACCAAAUUACCUAACCCGAUCCGAUUGUCAGGUUUGAUGUUUGUGGGUGUUGUUAGUGGAAAAGACCAUAGCUAGAGUAUCCGGUUGCGUAAUGCGUAGUACUAAUAUGUUCGUAUCAUUACGUGUGGUAAUGCCCAUGGUUCAAAAAGGCAUGCUUAACCGUACGCUUAGGCACACCUAGGUGCAAGGCAAUGGCAAAACGCCUCGCCUAGAGGUUUCGCGCCUAGUUAGAUACUAGAACAUGUCAAUGGAGUAAGGUGACAUAUAAGUCUCUCCUAAACACAACUAGAUGGAGCUAGAAAGUCAAUAUUAAAGUAGAAAAUUAACGUCAAUUACGAAAUCAAUUUUCUAUUUCAAUAUUUUCAAUAGCUCAAGAACUUUGUGAGCUAUUGAGUUAUGAUUCUACGAAUUCGAGCGCUAUGAUCUAGUCAUUAAGUGUUGAGUACGUUCUUAAUCAUUUUAACUGAAGUGAAAAAGUGUUGUAGAUUAUUAUUUCAUUUAUCAUAUCGUGCGAAUAGGCAUUUUUGUUCCAAUGCCUAGGCAUGCUUAGUCUACGCCUAGGCAAGCUAGGCGCUGGGCAAAGGCUCAACGCCCACCUUUCGCCUAGCGCUUUUUUGAACCUUGAUAAUGCCAACGAGAUUGUAGUUAUUGUUAGGUAUUUGUCGUAUAUCCUUGGCGACUAAGACACAACAAUAUAGCGCAAAUAUGAGAAGAGAAUACCCCUUUUUAAUUAGAGUGGCGCCCUACAUCCUUUCAACAUAGAUAGAGCCAUUGUCAUUUGAUCAAUGUUGUCAGAACCGAACCGGAGCAUGACCCGGUAAUGCGAACGGCUCUCACUUUAGUGGUCCAACCGGCAUUAGACCGUUUAAAAAUUGUUAGAGAACUGGUACCUAAUAAACAUUAUCAGUAUAAAUAGUGGACAUUUCUUAAUCUGAGCUCGUCUCUUUCCUUCGAAAUUGUGAAAUUGAAAUAAGGAUUCAGUUUGAGAACCCGACAUUUUUGGUUUAUUUCAAUUUUAUGUAAUUUUUUUAAUUAAAUUUAAUGGCUCAUGGCAAAAACCGGACGAGCGGCUCGAUUGGUUCGAGCGGUUAACCCUUAACCGCCUCGGUCGCUCAUCAACCGCUACAUAAAACCGAAGCGGCUUUUAGACUGUUCCGAACCGAUUUUGUGACCGGGUGGGCGGUUUCACCGGUCGGACCGAGCGACUAGGCUCGGCUUUAAUAACACUGCAUUUGAUACAAACCCAUGUGAUCCUUAUUCGCUUAUGUCCCAGCUUUAUUGUACCAUGCUACCUAUUCACUGGCUUAUAUUUGGAAUGCAUUAUUAGGGACCCCAUGUAUAGAACUAGCUACCACGACUUUUUUAUCACCAUUUAUUUCAAUCAGAUGAUUAGUUGUUAAAUAAUUCAUCAUAAAGUUUGCUUGUUUGGUUUUCUUAUCAAGAGCCACCUAAAUUUUGUUGGUUGGAAUAGCACCACGAGUCUGAUUGUUUCGUUUUAGUCUAUUAGUAUCUCCCAAGCCAUAUAGCUACGUACUAAUCAUAAAUCAAUAUCAGGUAAUAAGUCACAUACAGAAGAAUGUGGGUUGUUGCUAUUUUGCUACCAGCUUUCUUCUCCUUCAUAUUCUUGUGGCUCUACAUAGCAUUUAUCGCCAGGAACAAAAGUUCUUCCGCCAUCGAAUGGCCAGUGGUGGGCAUGCUUCCGGCCCUCCUUUGGAACGCAACCACCGAUCUUCACGGCUUCAUCACUCGACUCGUCAAAGAAAGCGGCGGCACGUUCGUGUUCAAAGGCCCCUGGUUCGCCAACCUGGACAUCGUCGUCACCAGCGAUCCGAUGAACGUCCACCAUGUCUUCAGCAAGAACUUCGCCAACUACGGGAAGGGUGAAGAUUUCAGGACCAUAUUUGAGGAGUUCCUUGGAGGAGGGAUCGUCAAUUCGGAUGGCGAGUCGUGGAAGAUUCAACGGAAGAGGAUCCAUUCCUUCUUGAGCAAGGACGGCUUCAAAAACUACGUCAUGGCGACGCUUCAUCAGAAGAUGGAGGAAACAUUGUUCCGAGUCCUCGACGAUGUUUGUUCGUCACCGGGAGUUAGGGGUGAGGUGGACAUGCAAGACGUGGUGAGCAGGUUCAUGUUUGACUAUGUCUGCAUGUGGGUCUUGGGAUUCGAUCCAGGUUACCUUUGUGUUGACAGACAUUUAGAUACCUUCUCAUGUGGCAAAGCAUACGACGACAUUGAGGAGGCCGUCGUAUACCGACAUAUUGUCCCAAAAGGUGUAUGGAAAAUUCAGAGAAUAUUUGGGAUCGGAUCGGAGAAGAAAUUUAGUACAAGUAUUGAGGUAUUGGAUAAGUUCUUGUACGAUGUCGUGAAAACCAAGAAACAAGAGUUCUACAAAGAAGAUAAACGCCUACAACUUGAAUUGCUAACACAAUGGAUGGUAGCAGAUGAAAGAGGAGAAAGUUCAGAUAAAUUUCUACGGGACUUUGGAGUGACAUUAAUAGCGGCAGGGAAAGACUCUGUGUCUUCGGUUCUAACUUGGUUGCUCUGGUUGGUUGCAAUCCACCCUCAGGUUGAGAAAAAGAUUAUCGAGGAGAUUGAAAGAGUAGUGGUAAUGGCUAAACGACGACCAAAUCCUAGAGAAGGACGAUUGUUAGGAGUUUUCAUGAUCGAUAAAGAUGAGAUGAAUAGACUUGUAUAUCUCCAUGCAAUCAUCUGCGAAACAUUGAGAUUGUACCCACCCGCACCAUUCGAGCUAAGAUGUGCCAUUGAAGAUGAUAUGCUCCCUAGCGGCCAUCUCAUUCACAAGGGUACUAGGAUUUUGUUCUCCAUAUACUCCAUGGGGAGGAUGGAAGAGAUAUGGGGGAAAGAUUGCAUGGAGUUCAAGCCUGAGAGAUGGAUUUCGGAGCAAGGGAGCUUAAUCCACAUCCCCUCAUACAAGUUCAUUAAUUUUUUGGCAGGGCCAAGGUAUUGUUUGGGGAAGUCGUUGUCUUUCAUGCAACUCAAGUUCAUUGUUAGUACUCUUCUAUGGAACUACAAGUUUGAUAUGGUAGAGGGUCAAAUCGUCAAGCCACUUCCUUCUACUAUGUUGACAAUGGAAAAUGGUUUGAAGAUGAGAGUUUCCAAGAGAGAUGUUUAGUUAGUUUCUUCUUAAUAAUUGUGGUUUGCAAUAAAUAUUGGUACGAGUUGGAUUGCUUUUAAACUAAAGUUGUUAUUAUUGCCUUAUUCAAUAAAUAUAUUGUCUGGUACCACUUGAAUAUGACAUCUUUCUAGACAAUAUCACCAAAAUUCUCCUGUCUGUUGUUUCUCUUUUCCCGAAGCAGUAAACACAGUUUUAAUUUCUCCAAUAAGAACAGAAUUCGACUUUGUAUCGGACGAGAACGAUCAUAAAUGUCUAAAAGUUGUUGCACAUAUUUAUGAUGAUAAACAUAUUUAGUCGCAAAUUCGACAUAUUCAGCGGCCAAAAGUUAGACAGUUGGUCACAAAAGACAAUUUGUUUUCUGUCUCCUCUCAUUGUUAAUGCAAAGCAUCCAUUUCUUCCUUUUAUAGUUCAUUCAGUGGAAUAAAAUAAAUAUUGACUUUUUCAGCUUUCAAAAUAGAAUACAGAGCAUGUAGAGGUGGCAAUUAGGAUCCAAAUCCAUGAAUCCAAUCCAAUCCAUUCACCAAAUUAUCCACUUAAUCCAAUCCAUUUAAAUCCAAUCCAUUUGAUCCAAAUCCAAUUGGAUUGGUGGGUUCAUGGAUCAAUCCAUGGAUCCAAAUGGCAAAUUACGAUUUGGUACCUAUAUUUUUAUAUUUUAUAUUUUGGUACCUAAAAUUUAUAUUUUUAUACGAAAAAUAUCAUUGGAAAAUUACAUUUUGGUACCUAAAAUUUUUCAUUACGACAUUUUAGUACCUAAACUUUUCAAAAUUUACAUUUUGGUCCAAGCUUUGGAUGUCAUUUGGAUUCAUGGAUCAAUCCACCAAUCCAAUCCACGAAUCCACGAAUCCGAUCCAAUUGCCGCCUCUAAGAGCAUGUGAUGGUUUUUUAUACCUCUGUUCGUUAUGAAUCACUUAAAGCUUCAUUUACUUCUUUAAUUAUCAUCAUAAGAUGGCAAUAGUGACGAAACUAUGUGAAUAUAGGAACUAAAAUCCUCCUGAAUACUGAAUCCAACGUCAAACAAAUUAACUUACUAAACAUAAAGAAAAUAAAAUCCUUGUUAAAAAUGUUCAUCUUCUUAAAAACAUAAAGAAAAUAAAACUCGACAUUGAUGAUAUUAUUGAGAUCAAUUGGUAUUUGACUCUUUUUUUUUUUAUGUAUUGAUCAAGAUGUGAACAUGGACUGAAGCUCCUUAUGAUACGGACUUGUAUCUCUAUUAGUGUAUCUGUUUGUGAACAUACUAUCAUUGCUCUAUAAUUGAGAAAGCUAUAUUUUUUUUCCUUUUGUAUUGAGAAUUUUUGCCUUAGACAUUUCAAAUCUUUAAAAUCUACGGGUAUCAAAACUUUAUUGAUUCGUAAUUUUUUUCCUUUUAUUAUAUCUCUUCGUUUUAUUUAUUUAUCGCAUUAAAUAUAUUUAUCAACAAACUUAUCAAUGUUUCUCGAAUCUCUCUAAUUUUUUUAAUCAAGGAUAAACAUGUUAUUUAAUAUAAAAUUAUAAUUUUUAUUUUCAUUGAAGCUUAACAAUCACAGUUACCAUACAAUAAACAUUUUAAAAUCUAUUUCAACUUUUCGAAGAGGAAGAAUCUUUAGAUUGUUAACAAUCUAUCAAUUUAAACUCAUAUUCUCCAAAUGAACCCUAAGUGAUUUGUUCGUUAACAUAGUAACGGAGUCUCUGACCGAGAAGCCUUGGUUUCGUAUCGUUAUGACAACCCUCAGUAUAAACAAUGGUUUAUUACAAAGAAUAAUAUGACCAAUCUGUGCAAACUUAAAGUCUAAUGAUUUAGCAGCACAAAAUAAUAUGUUUAAACCUGUACAAACUCUAAAAAAUCAAAUGUAGCCUUUAGCUUAAGAGACCGUGUAAGAGAUAACAAAAAUUCUAAACAAACAUUUCCUCAACAACUCAAAUAAUUAAAAAGACUAAUUAAGUGGUGGUAUGUGGUUGAUGGAUCUAGUAACAUGAAUUCUCGCUAGGCCAUCAAUAAUAAUGAAUCUACCUACCGAUC